AUGAAAGUGUACCUGUUAACACUGCUGGUGUAUAUUGCUUCAGUUUUUGCUCAGGAUCAAAGUUUUUACAAAGAUGAUCCUAAUAUCAUUGAACUGACCCCUUCUAAUUUUGAUCGGGUGGUCCACAACACCAAUUAUACUACACUAGUUGAGUUCUAUGCUCCUUGGUGUGGUUACUGCAAGCAAUUGAAGAACACUAUACAUAGCCUUGGGAAAGCAUCUGACAGCAUUUUCCAAGUGGCUGCAGUGAAUUGUGACAAAGCUAGUAAUAAACAGCUAUGUGGUGAAUACGGUGUUGAAGGGUUCCCCACUUUGAAAGUGUUUAAGCCUGGUAAAGCUGGCAAAACUGCAGUUAAGAAACAUGCAAGCGAGACCUAUAUGGGUGAGAGGAAACUUGCACCGCUGAUAAAUUUUAUCAAAGCCAAGAUCAAGAACCAUGUGAAGAAGUUAACCAGUGCUGAUAUGGUGAGUAAAUUGGUCAAUUCUCAAUCUAGUAAUAAAUACGCUGUCGUUUUGUUUUCGAAGCAAAGCAGUAUUCCUGUAACUUACAAGUCAAUUGCAAUUGAUUGGCUGGACAGAGUUAAGUUUUAUUGCUACUUGAACACAAAGAAGACCCUAGUGGAAUCUCUAAAGUCUUUCGAAAGUGAAUCCGCUGAGAUUAUUGGACCCUUGGUUGAUCGCAUCGGCAAGUUAUCCGCUGGUAAGGAUAAAAGCCUGCUUGUUUUAAUCGACAAAGAAAACCAGAAAAUCAGUGUGCUGGAGGAUAAGAUAACCAAAUCCAAUGUUGCCAAGUUUAUAAUAGACAACACUUCUCUGAAACCAAAGGAAGGCCCAUACAGUAAGCGAGAUGACUAUUUAGCCAAGUUGAAACUGAACAAGAAGAAGAAAACCCAGGUCCAAAACGAUGAAUUGUGA
Nakaseomyces glabratus is the source of this 915-nucleotide messenger RNA. It is a transcript of the gene MPD1, whose product is annotated as protein disulfide isomerase MPD1. NCBI's taxonomy places the organism in Eukaryota, Fungi, Ascomycota, Saccharomycetes, Saccharomycetales, Saccharomycetaceae. Gene Ontology annotation, molecular function: protein-disulfide reductase activity. Gene Ontology annotation, biological process: response to endoplasmic reticulum stress. The record is from RefSeq and is a predicted model, not a curated record. Gene Ontology annotation, cellular component: endoplasmic reticulum lumen.